UGAAAAUUUUAUACUUUUAUAAAAGUGUGCACUAAAAUUAAAAUAUUUAUUACUUCACAAACAGCUGCACGAAAACAUGGAACGUUGUUUAACUUUUAUCACUGGAUUCAUUUGUGUAAUUUGUGUUUCUGGUCAGACAACACAGGCAGCUUGCUGGGAUUCAACGUGGUACAAUGACUCUGGUAUCCUAGCAAACAGAUCAACUUAUGAACACCAGUCGGUAAAUGUAUUAGAUGCCAUUUGCUCCAAUGGACCAGUGAUUGCUGCGCAGUGUAAAGACGAAAAAGGAGAAUCAUUUCAGGUGACCAAGAACGACUCUGUCAGCCACUUCUACGCAACAUGUUCUCCCGUCAACGGACUUAUGUGCCAGCCUUAUAAUAAUUCGCAAAACGCAACAUGUCCCGACUUCGCAAUACAAUAUGGCUGUAACUGCCCAACAGCAACAACAAGAGGAGUAAGCACUGUGAGUACGCAAGGAGCAAAGAAUCAAUCAGUUUCCUCUGGUGCCGGAAACACUGCAACCACACAAGGAGUAGUCCUUCAUAGUACAAAGAGUGUAGGGACUUUGAAAGGAUCUGGUGGUGGAAUCACAACUCUAAAAACCGGAAACGGAAAUGGAGUGCCUGGUUAUACAAAUGGCGGCAGCGGUAAUACUGGUUUGCAGACUACCGGAAGUGGAGCAGGACCGAGUGCGUCUGGUCAGCAAAAUGGUCAUUGCAGAAACGAUGGUCAGCAUUACGGAGCCAGCCAUUUAGUGCUGCUGUUAUGCACCAUAACUUUAAAAGUUCUUUUUUAACUUUACGAUUUGCGCUGUCAACACUGCGUCUGUUGGAACGGUAUUACUACAUGCUAAAGGUAAAAUUGUACAGAACAAAAAACGUGUAUGUAAGAAGCAGAAGUUUUGAUUAAUCCAAU
Messenger RNA from Mercenaria mercenaria, 915 nucleotides. RefSeq names its product lysozyme D-like. Bases 77 to 796 code for a protein of 239 amino acids. The transcript is spliced from 4 exons. The record is from RefSeq and is a predicted model, not a curated record. NCBI's taxonomy places the organism in Eukaryota, Metazoa, Mollusca, Bivalvia, Venerida, Veneridae.